UUAUCUUUUCAAAUCACUGUAUUUUUCAUAAUUUGAUCCACAUUUGUGAAUUAAAUCAAAUUAACGAUGUCAGAAUUAGAGAGCGUGGAAAAACCUGUUGAAUUUCCUGAAACAGAAUACGUAGAAGAUGGACAAAAUAAAUUGAUAAUUAAAUGUAAAUAUUGUACAUCGAAAAUUUUAGAUAAAAAGUCGGCAAAAUAUAUCACUCAAGAGAAAGAUCUGCCAUUAAUGCAACAGGACAAGAAUAAAGAGGGUGAAGUGCAAAGUGAAAGAAUUAAUCAAUUCUAUCAUGUUGAAAACAUGUAUACGUUUGAGAAUAUCGGCUUUACACAUACAGUUGCUAACCACAAGUACCUAAGUUGUGCAGAUUGUGACGCAGGACCUGUGGGCUAUUAUGACAUGGAAACUAAACAUAGUUAUGUUGCACUUUCGAGGGUAGAACAUUGUUAAUAAUAAUUAUAUCAGCUAUAUCUCUUAUGCUGUAGAUAGAUAAUAAUUGAAUGAUAUAUUUUGCAAUGUUAUCAAAGUUGCAUAAUAGGAUUUUCAUAUAUCCGCACAUAAUUUUGUCA
This is a messenger RNA of Papilio machaon (common yellow swallowtail), 569 nucleotides long. It is a transcript of the gene strat, whose product is annotated as guanine nucleotide exchange factor MSS4 homolog. Gene Ontology annotation, cellular component: membrane; cytosol. The coding region runs from base 67 to 450 and encodes 127 amino acids. NCBI's taxonomy places the organism in Eukaryota, Metazoa, Arthropoda, Insecta, Lepidoptera, Papilionidae. The record is from RefSeq and is a predicted model, not a curated record. Gene Ontology annotation, molecular function: zinc ion binding; guanyl-nucleotide exchange factor activity. The transcript has 2 exons. Gene Ontology annotation, biological process: post-Golgi vesicle-mediated transport; small GTPase-mediated signal transduction.